AUGGACCUGACCGCGGAAAUUCGGGAGCGUGCGUGGAUCCAGUGCCGUUUCGCGCACGUGCUGCACGUGGUGGUGCAGUGCAGAUGGUGGGCGGAGCGGCUGGCCCUGCACCCGGCCGUCGGGUCUUCCUUGCAGGCGCUGCGGGUUGCGGGAGACUUCCCGGUCUCGCCCCUGUGGCUCUCGUCGGUGGGUCACCAUGCCGCUUUAUUCGGGCUUCGCCUGGCCCCGCUUGUCGCCCUCCCUGGUGUGUGGCUGGCUGUGGUGGGCCUCGCGGACCCCCGUGCCCAGGCCGCUGUGCGGCGCGCUGCCGUCGCUCCGGCCUUCGCCGCUCUCUUGGGGUACCCGGCUUUGGCGGGCGCCUUUGACGCCUCUGGGGAGGCCGGCCAGCACGCCCUCCGGGUCGUGGCUCGAUGCCUCCUCCUGCGGCCCCGCCGAGGCGCCCAGCCCCGGAACGACGAGGAGGGGAUCGAGGCUAUCGACGUCGAGGCCCGCUCUCGCUUCAGCGCCGAGUUCCAGAUCCCGCCUGCGCGGUGGGCCUCCCAGCCGCGGGUCACGGCGAAAUCUGGCUGGAUCACUUUUUCGGCCGGACGGUCGACCGAGCGACGCGCCCAGCUGCAGGACCCCCGCGCGGUCGGCGCGGGCGGCGGCGGCUCCCCGGCGGCCGCCGCGGAGGGCGCGAGGGUUGAGGCGCCCGAGGACCGCGGCCGCCCCAGAGGUGCCCUCGUGGCCAUCGGCGGAUUCCCGUCAAGAUCUUGGCCAGAUCGGAUGCCUUGGCAGGAGUGGGCGGCCGGGAGCGCGGGCGCCGCCGCGGCCGAGGGCCGGGGCGCCGCGGGCCCUGCAGGCGCUGCCAGGGAACUCACCAUCACGGUCCCGGAGGGUGCUCUCCCAGGCACCGAGCUAUGCGGGCGCGCGCCUGACGGCUCGGAGAUGUGCGUGGAGGUGCCCGAGGGCGCCCUGCCCGGCAGCGUGCUGGCGGUCUCGCGGGACCCGGCCACAGGCGCCUGGCGGAGCGAGUCGCGGCAACGUCCCGACGCCGGCGGCUCGCCCAGCGAGGCCGCUGGGCGGUCCCCAGCCGCAGAUGCCGGUGGGCCAGUCACGGUCCGCUUGGCCGUGCCCGCCGGCGCCACCGCCGGCUGCAAGGUCGACUUCACCACGCCAGAGGGCGUUGAGCUGUGUAUGGUGGUCCCCGACGGCGUGCGCCAGGGCGCCGAGCUCGUGCUGACGCGGGCGUCCGCGGAUGCGCCCUGGCAGUGCGAGGUGGGCUCCCCGGGCCCCGCGCCGCCGGAGACGCCGCCGGCGCAGCCCGCUUCGCCGCAGCCCGCCUCGCCGCAGCGGCCGCAGGCGCCAGGCACGCUGCUGCAGCGGCUGGCGGCGGCCGCCGCCGCCGCUCCAGGCGGCGGCCCCAGCCCGGAGGGCGCCGCCGCCACGAGCCCCGUGGGGCUCGGGCCGGCGUUCAGCUUCGCCGCUGCGGCCGCAGGCGAGCCCGCCCCCGCCCCGAGCGCCCCGCUGCAGCUGGCCGCCGCAUCGGGGGUGUCGGUUGGCAGCCCCCCGGCGGCCGCGCUGGAGGUGGAGGUGAGCCUCCUGGGGCCGCGGCGGGCACCGCGGGGAGCGGAGGUGGACGCCGCGCCGCCACACCGGCAGCCCGGCUCGCCGGCGGGGCAGCAGCAGAACUGGGCGCAGGCGGCGCAGGAGCGGUCGCCCAUCCCGAGGCACGCGUCGGAGGACUUCGACGACUGCUGCGACGACAUGGACGAGGGCGUGCACGCGGGGCCCUCCAUCGCGGACCAGCUGGGUGCUUUCAGCAGGACCACGGCUGUCGGUGCGAAGGCGAGGAGCUCCUCGCGCCCGCCGUCGCCGCCGAGACCGGGCGGCCAUGGUCCAGCCUGCGGCGAAGCCCGCUGCCGGCCGGCCUCGCCGUCGCGCCCGGCGUGCCCGCCGCCCCCGCCCUCGCCGCCGCCGCUGGACUUCCCCGACCUGGGCGCUCCGCGGGACGCGCUGGGGCAGGAGGCGCCCUACGUCCCCCCGUCGUCGCGGCACGAGCUGCACCUCGACGGGCAGGUGCCCUCGUCCGGCUCUUACGUGCCGCCGCCGUGGGCGCAGAGUCAGCCGCUGGAGCAGAGGCGCUCCUACGUGCCUCCCCCAGCGGCGUCCGCCCACUUCGCGCCGCUGCCGCAGAUCCCGCACGGCGCCCAGGUGCCGGCGCCGCCAGAGCUCGGCAGGUCGCUCUCGCCGCCGCUGCAGCGCCCCGGCGCUGGGGCGUCGCACUCGCCGCCGGCCUUCGCUAGCGGGAUCGGCACGUACCCGGCUGCGGGGCCCUUUCAGCACGGCCCCUCCAUCAGCACGCUGCCGGGCCAAGACGGAGCCCACGCCGGCGGCCAGGAGCAGCAGGGCCCCUGGCCGCCGCCGCAGGCCCUGCCGAACCCGCUGAUGGCGGGCCUCCAGGAGCUCAAGGUGCCCGGCCUGCGGCCGCUGGCCGUGCCGCAGAUCUUCCCCGCGCCCUGUGCCGCGGCUCCGCUCGGCUCCCUGCCCCUGGUGCCGCCGGGGGUGGGCGGCAUGCCAGGCCCCGGGCCGGUGCCCUUUGGCGCGCCGCGGCCGCACCUGCUUGGCAGCGCCUAUGGGCCGCCCCCGCCGCUGCAGGGGCAGCCGCCUACGCACCUGUACGCCCCGGUCCACCCGGCGCACGGAGCUAUGCAUGGAUUCCCAGUUCCUGGGUACAGAUAG
Messenger RNA from Prorocentrum cordatum, 2721 nucleotides. The record is from the annotation of a GenBank genome assembly. NCBI's taxonomy places the organism in Eukaryota, Dinophyceae, Prorocentrales, Prorocentraceae.